AUGUUUCAUAUGAGAGAGCAAAACUGUUACUUAUGUUUAUCUAAGUCAUUUAUUUCUCAUUUUAAGGCUUCUUCCCAUCUGCCACAGCAGCUGAAGUUCACAACAUCCGAUUCCUGUGAUCGGAUUAAGGAUGAGUUUCAGCUUUUGCAAGCACAGUACCACAGUCUGAAGUUGGAGUGUGACAAGCUGGCCAGUGAAAAAUCAGAAAUGCAGCGGCACUAUGUCAUGUAUUAUGAGAUGUCCUAUGGGCUAAAUAUUGAAAUGCACAAACAGGCUGAAAUAGUGAAGAGAUUGAAUGGAAUCUGUGCACAAGUUCUGCCCUAUCUGUCUCAAGAGCAUCAGCAGCAGGUUCUGAGUGCCAUCGAGAGAGCAAAGCAAGUGACAGCUGCAGAACUUAACUCCAUAAUCCGGCAGCAGCUCCAAGCACACCAGCUGUCCCAACUUCAGGCUUUGGCUCUUCCUCUUACACCACUUCCAGUGGGAUUGCAGCCUCCAUCCCUCCCUGCAGUUAGUGCAAGCACCGGGCUGCUGUCACUUUCCAGUGCCCUGGGAUCACAGGCUCACCUCUCCAAGGAUGACAAGAACAACCAUGAUACAGAUGGACACCGUGAUGAGGAUGCCGAGAAGUCUGACUAGGAAACUUUUACAUCCAAGUUGCAGUGUUGCUUUUGUAAUUCUGAAUAAACCUGUCAAGGCACUCUGGCUGUCCAGUGCUUGGUAGAGGAUGCAUGCAGUAGUCUCAGGAGAGGCCCCUUUGGCUUCAAGAAUUGAGCUUGGUGGUAGCAGAGACACAUCACAAAUCAAAUGAUCAGAAGAUAUCUGAAACAUGCUAUCCUAAAGAAGUAUGGCUGCUAUUUUUUUUUUCAGGAGUGUUCCUUCUUAGUUUUGUUGGCUUGUCAGGCAGUGAUGUAUGGAUCCAUUCCUGUAAGGCUGACAGAUUUGUAUCCAUUGAUCAUACUGAACUGUAGAUUCCAUGUUGUAUACCUGCAGGUGUAUUGCACAAGUUAUCAUCAGAUGUUUUUCUUGGAUUUUUAAGUAAUGAACCAUAUACUGUAUGAUGAACCAAGAUCCUUGUGUGAAGCCUGUUCUUUCGGUACGUGUACUGCAACCAUGCAGCAGGCCCCAUCUUUGAAUACUUGACCCAAGCAUUUUUCCAUUAGCACUAUAUCUGCCUUUUUUUGUUUGGGGGGGGGGGGGCUUAAAAGAAGACCUUUGUUUUUGUUUUUUGUUUUUUUUUUCCUCUAACAGUUUCCAUCUAAUCUUGUUGAUCCCUGAACUGUUUCACUCACCUAAACUUUUGCCAUUCUGGCAGUGCUCCAGCAUUCCCCAUCACUGUUUUUUUUCCCCUUUUUGGAUGCAUUCCUUGAUCCAUUUUCCACUGCCUCUCCAUCUCAACCCUUUGCAGUGCUUUGCUCAGAUCAGGCACUGCCCUUUGUACGUGACAAUUUUUUUUUUUAAAGCUGCUGCUUGUAUCCCAGCUAUUCUAGUCCCUUCAUUUUGCUAGUACUCUAUUGCAUGCUUUGACAGCCUGAUAUCCCUUUUUCUGAAUAGCCAUCAGAAUUGUACAUAGUGCUUCAAACAUAUAUAAAUAGACUUACCAUUACACUGCACAUUGAGAUGAGGACCCAUCUUUAUGUCCUUCUGUCUCAAGCACACUUGAUCUCCUCCGUCACACACCACCCAUUCAGCUGCCUCCUCUCACAGUGUCAGGAGCCCCUCCAUAUUUAUUUUGGUUUGAAUUGUCUCCUUUCGUCACCUGUAACCUGUUCUUGUUUAGAGCCACCUCUUUCCUAACAACAGCCUGUGUAUACAAGCAAUGUAUUUAUUGUAUGCCAGUCAUGAUCUGUAACCCCUGUGACACUGUGUAUAGCUGGAACAAAAUGACAUAGUGCAGGUUUGCAUGGUUUAUCCGUGGCCUGUAGUCAGCGAAGAAAUACAGACCCCCCCUUCCCCCCUUGUUGCAUAUUUACAUUACAAUACUGGUUACUAUUAUGACGAUCUGUGAGCAGAGGGCCAGAAGCCCAGUUCAGCAUGUCUGCUUGGUAAAAUUCAAUAAAUAAACCUUCUUUGCAUGGGAAUUGAAAAGCACAGUGUACAAUGCCUUGCAGUUAUUCUUCUGACAGCAUGUCCCUUUCUUAAUUUAAAUUUCCCCCAAGGAAAGAAAGGCUUUCUUGGUUUGUGCCAUCUGCAUCCCAAACUUAAGUAAUUUGCUUGCUGGAAGAUUUAACUUUUUUGUAGUCAUGGUCAAACACUGACAUUAUGUUCCAAAUCAUUUUAUCCAGCUGUAUAAAUGAAAUUGUGAUGUUUCAGUAGUUUUCUGUGCAUCUUUCUCAGCCACCUCAGCAGUUCAAUUUUUUAUUUCGGCAGUCAUAAUAUCGUCUGUAAGUAUUAAAUACAUGAUGUCAAUUGGUAUAGAAUAGGCAAAACAUUAUAAAUAUCAAAACCUCCUAGUUUCUGUACCUUGAGAAACACAAAUCAAUGAGAUUGAAAUGCCUGUUAACAUCCUCUUCAGCACAAUAUUUAUUCUUUCAUUUCCCUACUGUGUAUAUGCUGCAUAAUUUGUAGUUAACAGUAGUCAUAAGCACAAUACUGAGGUCUAUAUAGAUCUAUCACUGUCAUUCAGAGACUGACUACAGUGGCCAUAGGUAUAUUGAAUCAGUGCAUUUGUUGCAUACUUUACCUGGUUUGAGUCAUGUGUCAUGCCCAAUUUUCAUCUGUGCACUCAGCCCUCAUUAUGCUUGGCAUUGCACUUGCAUCUAAUUGACAUCUAUAUUUGUUCAUCAAGU
Molecule: messenger RNA, 2786 nt
Organism: Protopterus annectens (West African lungfish)
Lineage: Eukaryota; Metazoa; Chordata; Ceratodontiformes; Protopteridae
Gene: TLE5
Product: TLE family member 5, transcriptional modulator
Exons: 6
Coding region: 1-636 (211 amino acids)
Biological process (GO): negative regulation of canonical Wnt signaling pathway; regulation of DNA-templated transcription
Cellular component (GO): nucleus; transcription regulator complex
Molecular function (GO): protein binding; transcription corepressor activity
Source: RefSeq, a predicted model, not a curated record